This is a messenger RNA of Nicotiana attenuata, 2200 nucleotides long. Its product is annotated as double-stranded RNA-binding protein 2-like. The transcript is spliced from 3 exons. The record is from RefSeq and is a predicted model, not a curated record. Gene Ontology annotation, molecular function: double-stranded RNA binding. NCBI's taxonomy places the organism in Eukaryota, Viridiplantae, Streptophyta, Magnoliopsida, Solanales, Solanaceae. The coding region runs from base 330 to 1775 and encodes 481 amino acids.
AUGCAAGCCGAAAAAAGAGUUCACUGAUUUAAUUAAACUCUUUUUUUCCUUUUCUGAAGAAAAUCUAGCUGCCUUUCUCUCUCUAGAGGCAAAAAUCCUCAGAUGUUACUCUCUCUCUCUCUCUCUCUCUGUAAAUCAUUACAUACACUUGGAGUGUAUGUAAAUACACCAAAAACCCUAGAGUAACUCUCCGAUCGAUCUCCAUGGCCAGCGAACAUGAAAGCCUCCGAUUAUUCAAUUAACUGAUUUCAGCUGAUUUUUCUUCCAUUUAUUUUUGUGAAGUUUCAUUGUUCGUGUUUGCUGGGAUUGGUGUGUCGGUUGUUGAAGAAAUGUAUAAGAACCAGCUACAGGAGCUGGCACAGAGGAGCUGCUUCAACUUGCCGUCCUACACAUGUAUAAGAGAAGGUCCCGAUCACGCGCCGCGGUUCAAGGCGACGGUGAACUUCAACGGCGAGAUUUUCGAGAGUCCUAACUACUGCUCCACACUUCGUCAGGCCGAGCACUCCGCCGCUGAGGUUGCACUCAAUGCACUCGCUAGUCGUGGUCCUUCUAACUCCCUCGCCGCUAGAAUUCUCGAUGAGACGGGGGUAUAUAAGAAUCUGCUACAGGAAGUUUCACAAAGAGUAGGAGCAUUAUUGCCAACAUAUACAACCUUUAGGUCCGGUGUAGGACACCUUCCCAUCUUUACCUGCACAGUAGAAUUGGCAGGCGUCACAUUUACGGGAGAGCCAGCUAAGAAUAAGAAGCAAGCUGAAAAGAAUGCAGCAAUGGCAGCCUGGUCAUCUCUGAAACUAUUGGCACAGCAGUCUGAAAGUUCAGUACCAGAUAGAGGUAAAAAUGAUGAGCAAGAGCAUGUAAUUGUGGCACGUGCUCUGAGAAAGUAUAUUUUGAAGGCAAAACUGGCUAAAGUACCAUUUCCAAUUAAAUUUCCAAUACCUAAUCCCAGACCAUCAAGUAUACAGCAGCUUCCAUCUUCGACAUCAAAAAUCCUUCCCCUAAUAUGCCCAAGAACUGCUGCUCGCACUAGACCAAUCAGUCCAUUAUGUGUAAAAACUGCUUCUCAAAGUCGACCUAUUAGUACUACAGGAAGUAAUACAUCCUUGAGUCCAAGAACAGCACAAGCAAUCAGUAGUAUUAUAAAUGAAAGCUUUUCCAUGGAGAGCCACAGUGUUCGAGCAGAUAAGUUCCCUGCCGUUGGUGCAGCGCCAUAUAUUCCUAUCAGGCAUUUUGGUCCACACCAUAGAAUGGCGCCUCCAGUGACAAUAAGGAAUGCAGUUCCUGUUUUCUCCGCACCACCACUUCCGCCACCAUCUCAAUCUCCAAGGGCAAUGAGGCCACCAGGAUUCGGAGUGGCACCACCUGUCUGUGUAAGACAGACAGUGCCAGUUUAUGCUGCUCCCCCUACACGGUCAGAGGAACUACCGGUGUUAGAUCCAGCACUUGAAGUAAGGAAACCCCCAUUUUCUAGAACUGCACCUGUUCGAGUUGAGGAACAACUGGCUCUAAAGGAACCGGAAAUUCAGGUGCAUGAUUCAUCAAUUAAAGUGGCUCCAUCACCACAAUGCCUCUCAGAGGUCCAUGUUGAGGAGCGACCAGGCUCUCGAGUCCAACCAGCUCAGCUAGAGAAGCCAACUGAUUUUAACAUUUUACCAGUUCAAGUUGAUCCAGUGGCUUCAAAGAACUCAGCAACGCCAACAGAUGUGACUGGGAUUGCAGCUGACAAGAAGCUGCAAGAGUCUGAAGAGAUAGAGAAAUUGGAACAGCUGAAGAUCUGAUGUGAUCUCGGGAAUGGGAUGUUCUAAAAUGCAGGAACGUUUGAUGUAGGCUGUUGUACUGGUGCUUAUCUUGUAAGUCUUUAUGUAAGCUUAAAAUUUUCAGUUCCUUUUACAUUCUAUUUAGAAGAGUCUCCUGUGGAAUAGGUUUAGCUGCCUUUGCCCCCGGUUCUUGAGUUCAAAGCGCAGUUCACUGCCAGCAAUCCUUGAAACUGUCUCUGGUUAUUUGGAGAAUGGAUAUGUAGUUAUAAUAGAAGUCAAUAUAUGUAAGGUUCUUAUCAGAAAUUAUUUAGUAUGAGCAAGUAGUAAGUGUACUUCUCUAUCAGAUCUUUCCUAGGGUAUGCAGGUGCCUACUGGUUAAAGUCUUAGCUUGUUGCUUCUGUGAAAUAGUCUACCGAUAUAAAAUGCAAUAUGCCUUUCUGCUUUUA